UUCUAUUCGAACAAUUCGGUCUUGAAAAUGGCAAGAACCAUCACUUUCUGCUGGGGUUCUGCACUUCUGUUCAUAUACUUUGUCGGGUUCUUUUUAACUCCGGGCGAAGCUGCUAUAAAGACGUACCAAUUCGAUGUUAAAGUGAUCAACGUGAGCAGGUUGUGCCAUUCGAAGCCAAUUGUUACAGUAAAUGGGAUGUUCCCAGGACCUACAGUUUAUGCUAGAGAAGGAGAUACACUUGUCGUUAAUGUCACCAACCAUGCAAAAUAUAACAUGUCAAUUCAUUGGCAUGGACUGAAGCAAUAUCGCAAUGGGUGGGCGGAUGGGCCUGCCUACAUUACACAAUGUCCUAUCAUGACAGGGCACAGCUACACCUAUAAUAUUACUAUAACAGCCCAAAGAGGAACACUUUGGUGGCAUGCUCACAUCUUUUGGCUACGAGCUACUGUUUAUGGAGCCAUUGUCAUCAUGCCGAAACAAGGAGCCGGAUUUCCAUUUCCUCAGCCCUACAGGGAAGCUAACAUUGUUUUAGGAGAAUGGUGGAAUAACGACGUCGAAGAGGUUGUUAAACAAGGAAACAAACUGGGAUUGCCACCAAAUAUGUCGGAUGCACACACCAUCAAUGGGAAACCUGGGCCGCUGUUUCCAUGUUCUGAAAAACAUACCUAUGCAUUGGAGGUUGAACAAGGAAAGACAUACCUUCUUCGAAUCAUCAAUGCUGCACUCAAUGAUGAGCUAUUCUUCGCCAUUGCUGGCCACAAUUUGACAGUGGUAGAAAUUGACGCAGUCUACACCAAACCAUUUACAACUCAAGCAAUACUAAUAGCACCAGGCCAGACUACGAAUGUUCUGGUUCAAGCAACCCAAGCACCGGGCAGAUAUUUCAUGGCUGCCAGGCCAUUUAUGGAUGCACCCGUUUCAGUUGACAACAAAACUGCCACUGCAAUACUACAAUAUAAAGGCAUCCCGAAUUCUGUACAGCCAGUCCUUCCUCAACUUCCGGCACUCAAUAACACCGCCUUCGCAUUAAACUACGAUGACAAGCUAAAAAGUCUAAACACAGCACAGUUCCCAGCCAAUGUACCUCUCAAAGUUGAUCGACAUCUCUUUUAUACGAUUGGUUUAGGAAUCAACCCUUGCCCUACUUGUCUGAAUGGAACACAGCUCACUGCUUCCUUAAACAAUAUCACUUUUGUGAUGCCGAAAAUUGGGCUGCUUCAAGCUCAUUUUUUCAACACCAAGGGAGUAUUUACCACAGAUUUUCCCGACCGCCCGCCAACGUCUUUCAAUUUCACAGGUGCUCCACUCACAGCCAACCUUGGAACGAAACAAGGCACCCGGCUUAGCAAGAUUGCCUUCAAUUCAACAGUAGAGUUGGUGCUACAAGACACCAAUCUUCUCACAGUGGAGUCCCAUCCCUUCCACCUUCAUGGUUACAAUUUCUUUAUUGUUGGCUCUGGAAUUGGGAACUUUGACCCGAAAAAGGACCCGGCUACCUUUAACUUGGUCGACCCCCCUGAGAGAAACACAGUGGGAGUUCCCACCGGCGGUUGGACUGCCAUAAGGUUCCGGGCUGAUAAUCCAGGGGUGUGGUUCAUGCACUGUCAUUUGGAGCUGCAUACAAGCUGGGGUCUGAAGACUGCAUUUGUGGUGGAAAAUGGGAAAGACACUGAUCACUCUGUCAUGCCUCCACCCAAAGACCUUCCACCUUGUUAGUUCCAAAUACGUAUCGGAGAACUCACAGUGGAGUUUCUAGGAGACAACAAACUAUUUUUAUUUUGAGCCUUUUGGUUGACAGAUUCUUGUAAACAUUACUGCAAAGUGCAGGAGUUCUACAAGCAAAACUCUUGUUCUAAGACGAAUAAAAAAAUGUAAUGUGUAUCGAAUUCUUUUAAAUGUGAAUUUAGACCC
Messenger RNA from Pyrus x bretschneideri (Chinese white pear), 1911 nucleotides. Its product is annotated as laccase-11-like. Gene Ontology annotation, cellular component: apoplast. Gene Ontology annotation, molecular function: hydroquinone:oxygen oxidoreductase activity; copper ion binding. The coding region runs from base 28 to 1716 and encodes 562 amino acids. Gene Ontology annotation, biological process: lignin catabolic process. The transcript has 6 exons. The record is from RefSeq and is a predicted model, not a curated record. NCBI's taxonomy places the organism in Eukaryota, Viridiplantae, Streptophyta, Magnoliopsida, Rosales, Rosaceae.